ACUUCAAAUUGAGAAGUUACACCGAGCACUCAAAUCUAGAUUCCCUACCCACAUUGGGCAAUGUGCAAUGUCUAUUAAGGAAAUUAAACAAGCAUGUCAGGAAAUAUUGCUAAAAGAACUUGAUGAACAAUGUAAGGAACUUUGCUUAAGAAAAAACCCUUCUGUGUUACGAAAUAAUGGUUUUGAUGACAUAGUUAAAUUCGAUUGGCUGAAUAUUGUAUACGAACUGCAGAAGAGAUGUCCAUUUCUUUUGAGUGUUUUAAAUACUGUCACAGCAAAAAAGAAAACACAGUCAGAGCUCGCACCUUGUAUUGGUAUGGCAUAUGCUAUAUUGAUGAUACAACGCAAUCAUGAGUUAAGUCUUGUUCAAAGGAUCAAUACCUUGAUCAUGGCAGAAGGAAAUGCAAAAAAACAGUUAUAUACCAGAUGCCAAAAGGUUGGAUUUGCAUUAUCACAUCAAAGCAAAGUCAAUUUGCUAGAUGAAAUUGGAGGUCAUUUUGCAGAUGAAGCAAUCACAAUGGUAAAGAAUGGUUGCAAGAUGCAAGGGACAGGUGACAACUGGGAUUUUCGAAUAUUAUGUCAUGAUAUGAGAAAGGAUCAUCAGAACAAAGAUAUGCAUUAUUUUGCAUCAAAUCUUCUUUUUGAACGAGUUCCUAUACCAGACAAUUUGUCCUUAUCUCCUAAACAUGAUAUUAAAACUUUGGAAAACAGUUCAUUUUUAUUAAGUGUUGCUGAAAGCAAAAAAUUAUUGGAAGAUUAUAAAGUUAUUAUAAGCAGGAUAUUGGUUCAAUAUCUGCCAGCUUUUGGUGCUUUCAAGACGAUUGUUCCAACCCAUAUUGACCAUGUAUACCAGGAUGAGAUGUCAAAACAAUCCGUAAUUGUUCCAUUACCUAUACAAAUGAAAGAUGAAAAGAGCUAUGCUGACACUGUUGACAUCCUAAGUUCAUAUGAAGAUGCAAUUGAAGAUAUUUAUUCCAGAGCUGGUGUGAUUCAGAAGCCCAAAAAAGGACAAUCAGAUAAUUCUCCUGAAAACGGCAUUUCAUCUGGGCAUUCACGACCAGAGCAACCUGGAGCUCAUGUUACAAAGGAGGACAACACAGAUCAUAUGCAAGGCAUAUCAGUUCCAUUUGGUGGUGACCAAUUAACAAGAGUCCGGUUUGCUGGUGCUAAGGAUCUUCGAGCAGGCGCACACACCGCAAAGGACAGAUUUGAUCACUGUAGCCCAUUUAAGAUUGAACUUUGGCAUACUAAAGCAUCAUAUCUGCAGUUUGUCUUUGAUUUGCUCUUUGAUUCCUGUUCUGUAAGAGAAUCUGGAACAUUAAAAUUUUUCCGAGAGAAAUAUUCACGGAAGAAUGUCACGCCACAGAAGGUACUCGAUUCAUACGAAGGCUGUGAACAAUUUUUUCUGAGUGUUGGAACAGCAUAUAUAUUAGAAGCUGCACUUCAAUUCUGGGGUAUGGCCGAUAUCAAUUCAACUCCCACAACCAACACACUUCCUUCCAAUCUAAAAAGCAAAGAUCAGAAAAGGGAGUACUUUGAUAAUGUUGUUGAGUCAUUUAUCAGAAAUUAUGUGAGUAAUAACACAGAAAAUAAUGAAGGGGAUAUUUUGGAUUCAUCAAGUGAUUCAAUUAAUGAACCAGAUAGAGUGAGAUACUAUGGACUUAACGUUGUCGAACUUGCUGUAUUUCUAAUGCAGUUAAUUGAUACAACAGCCGAGGGUGAUGGAGAAAGGUGCAACAUAAAUAUUAAACAACUGUUGCUCUACUUCAAGUCUUCAACCAAAUUUACAAAAUAUGCAUUGGAGAUGUUCACUGCAAUUGCCCAAUCUGAGGCAUUGUUUUCUGAGCAACUUCACCACCGUGUAACUUGGGGACGCUUUGUUAACUGGAAUGGUGGCCGUGGUAACAAUGUUGAAUGUGAUCUCACACAAGAGAUAUGCAACAGAAUAAGUAAAUCAGUAGUAAAAAGCAUGGGAGUCAACAAGACAGAAAAAAACUUAACAAGAGUCUCAAAAGCAUCAGCAGGCCUGCACAGAAUUGUCAACCAAUUUGACAAUGUCACACAUGUUCAUAAACCCUCACAGCACCAUUCAACAAGAAGUUCUCAGGAUGACGAAUUAAUGAUGCUUAAAGAUCUUCGUAAAUUAAACCCUUUCAAUUUGAACCCUGGCCGAUUCCAUAAUUCAUUUAAAGAUAUUGAAAUCUCGCCACUUGUUAACAUAGAUUUUGCUCAAUUACAUGCAUGGAUAGAUGACCAUAAAAAAAAAGAUUGGUUAUAGGAAAGGACAAAACCAAAACAAGCAAGUAUCAUAAUUGAACUGGUGAUUGAAUGAGCCAACUGUACUUGUUGUGUAGUUUACAUUAAUAUUGUACAUAUAUGACUACAUGAUAAUCAUUGUAAGGUUGGGAAUUUGACAGGUUUGUAUGCAUGCAUACUGUAACCUCAUGCAAGCUGAGGGCUUAUUCUCUUCAAACCAAAAAGGGAGCUUAUUAGUGAGUGGGUUAGAAGAGAGGGGCUGAUGUUUAUCAAUCCAUGCCAAACAGUGAUAAUUUAGGCAAAGAACAUAGCUAGAAGACAGUUGUAUAAGGAGAGGGGGGGGUUACUAUAGAGGGGACUAAAUAUAUAGAUUAU
This is a messenger RNA of Dendronephthya gigantea, 2631 nucleotides long. RefSeq lists its product as uncharacterized. The coding region runs from base 68 to 2278 and encodes 736 amino acids. The record is from RefSeq and is a predicted model, not a curated record. The transcript is spliced from 4 exons. Lineage: Eukaryota; Metazoa; Cnidaria; Anthozoa; Malacalcyonacea; Nephtheidae.